Molecule: messenger RNA, 1530 nt
Organism: Photinus pyralis (common eastern firefly)
Lineage: Eukaryota; Metazoa; Arthropoda; Insecta; Coleoptera; Lampyridae
Product: lachesin-like
Exons: 7
Coding region: 280-1179 (299 amino acids)
Cellular component (GO): neuron projection
Source: RefSeq, a predicted model, not a curated record
AUAGAAAUUUCUCUAUUUGCAGGUGAAGCCUUCCGACCGAUAUUUACAGACCCCAUUGUGAACUUGACGGUUCCUGUGGGAAGAGACGCUACGUUCCAAUGUCUUGUGCAGCAUCUAGGGGGUUAUAGGGUAGGUUGGGUAAAGGUCGAUACUAAGGCGAUCCAAGCCAUCCACCAUAACGUUAUCACACAUAAUCCAAGAAUAUCAAUAUCCCAUAGCAAUCACGCUACUUGGAACCUUCAUAUCCGAGGUGUUCAGGAAGAAGAUGGUGGCGUUUACAUGUGUCAGAUUAAUACCGAUCCGAUGAAAAGUCAGAUUGGGAUUUUAAAAGUAGUAGUGUCUCCGGACUUUAUUCAUGAUGAAACUUCUGGAGACGUUAUUAUAAACGAAGGGACCUCUGCGUAUCUAAAGUGUAAGGCAAGCGGCCGUCCUGCGCCACGUAUAGAAUGGCGAAGAGAAGAUGGCACUGAGCUUAUCGUACGAAAUGCAACGUCACGAACGAGAGCUCGAACUUACGUAGGUCACAUACUGAACAUGACGAAAAUUUCACGUAGCGAGAUGGGCGUCUAUUUGUGCAUAGCAUCCAAUGGAAUACCACCCGCUAUUAGUAAGAGAAUUAACGUCAGUGUGACAUUUCCUCCCGUUAUUCAAGUGCCAAAUCAACUCCUUGCAGCACCAGAGAGAACCGCUGUCACUUUGGAAUGUAAUGUGCAAGCGUACCCGAGACCAAUUAACUACUGGCUCGGAACCGCAGGUGAGAUGCUGCUCUCGAACGACAAACGACGAAUUUAUGAAACAAUGGCCAUGCCGUACGAGGUCCAAAUGAGGUUAAUUAUCAACAGCUUUAACGAGGAAGACAAAGGAACGUAUCAAUGCGUCGCUAAGAACUCGCUGGGUGCGGUGCAUAGUAACAUCCGGUUAUAUGAAUAUGAGGACGAUGGUAGGGUAAAGAAAUAUGGUUUAGCUGAAAAUGAACAGAAAGGGCAACUAUCUAAUAGCGCUUCUGAGCAUGGGAGACGACCAUUGUUACAAAUAACAUUAAGAACUCCGCGGGCCACUUACCACACCUUUUCCGAAAAUCACAUACCCCAGGAACGAGUACCGAGUUGCACAGCGAUUAUGAUAGCAAUCACGACAAUUACAUUUCCGUUACUCGUUCUCAAUCUAUUUUUAAUAUGAUGACCAGUUUCUAAUUCACUUUUGUGUAGGGACAAUAAUGUUCUUUGUUUCUUUUUCACCCCAUGUUUGCUUUCCAGAUCUGACUCAAUAUAAAUAGGUGUUAAGAUGUCAACUAUGCAAAUUUAAGCGUCAACUGAAUUCAUUACGGCAUGUUUGUUAUAAAAGAAAGCCCGUUCAAUGUGUUGCCUUACCAAAUAAUUAUACCUAUUAGGUCACAGUAAACUAAAUGUAAGGCUAUGCUUUAGAUUGUUUAGAACUAAAUAUCUUUAUAGGUUACCUUUUAUGUAAGAUGUGUAUCUAAUGGUUGUUUGCUGCGCUCUAAUCGCAUAAAUAUAAACUAAUUUGUGUUUA